AUGGCUACAAGUGUUAAAAGAAAGGCAUCUGAGACUUCUGACCAGGAUAUUGCUAAAGCGCACAAGAAACAUGCUAUCCAGGACAGCAAUAGCAACAAUGGACUUAAAGAAAAGGAACACAGUAAUCAAACCAUCAACGAGCACGUACUGCGUGAGCAAGAAAAUGAUGACGAAGGUGAUGCUUCACCAAAAAACAACGAAAUAGCUACAAAAAGUACUACCUUACAUCACGCUGGAAGGGCAACUGCAACUGAGUCCCAUGAUAUUCACAUAGCUAGGGAGACCGCUGAGUUAUUUAAAUCUAAUAUUUUCAAGUUACAAAUUGAUGAGUUACUGGAGCAAGUGAAAUUAAAGGAAAAGCAUGUCCUGAAAGUGGAGAAAUUUUUACACAAGUUAUAUGAUAUUCUUCAAGAGAUUCCUGAUUGGGAGGAAAAGACAUUGGCCGAAGUAGACUGCUUCUUCAAAAACAAGAUGGUUUCCGUUCCGUUUGUUGACCCCAAACCUAUACCUCAAAGUACUAAUUAUAAAUUCAAUUACAUGAAACCUGACGUCUCCUUAAUUGGCUCCUUUGCUCUUAAAGCCGGAAUUUAUCAACCCAACGGUUCUUCAAUUGAUACUUUGCUAACUAUGCCAAAAGAGUUGUUUGAAAAGAAAGAUUUUUUGAAUUUCAGAUGUUUACACAAGAGAAGCGUUUAUUUAGCAUACUUAACUCAUCAUCUGUCAAUAUCGUUGAAGAAGGAUAACUUAGAUUCAUUUUUGCAGCUCGAGUAUUGUUAUUUUGACAAUGACCCACUUUUGCCAAUUUUAAGAAUCUUUUGUUCCAAACCAACAAACGAUUCUCCAUCUGAGUAUAAUUUUUACAAGACAAGAUUUUCUAUCAAUUUGGUUAUUGGUUUCCCGUACAAAGCUUUUGAGCCGAAAAAACUGUUACCUAAUAGAAACUGUAUUAGAAUAGCACAAGAAAGCAAAGAAUUAUCUUUACCAGCUACUCCUCUUUACAAUUUUUCAGUAUUAUCUUCAACAACUCAUGAAAACUAUCUGAAAUAUUUAUACAAGACGAAGAAACAUACAGAAUCUUUCAUCGAAGCUACUAUAUUAGGUAGAUUAUGGUUACAGCAACGUGGGUUUUCAUCUAAUAUGUCUCAUUCUGGUUCAUUAGGAGGAUUCGGAACUUUCGAGUUUACUAUCCUAAUGGCAACAUUAUUGAAUGGUGGUGGUGUCAAUAGCAACAAAAUUCUUCUUCACGGAUUUUCAUCUUACCAAUUGUUUAAGGGUGUAAUAAAAUACUUGGCUACAAUGGACUUAUGUCACGACGGUCAUUUACAAUUUCAUUCUAACCCAGAGAAUUCUUCUAGUACACCAGCUUCUAAGUAUAUUAAGGAAGGUUUUCAAACUCCAACCUUAUUUGAUAAAUCUACCAAGGUUAAUAUUCUUACUAAAAUGACUGUUUCCUCUUAUCAAGUUUUGAAAGAAUACGCUGGCGAAACAUUAAGAAUGUUAAACAAUGUUGUUCAAGACCAAUUCUCAAAUAUCUUCCUAACCAAUACCAGCCGUUUUGAUAACUUGAAAUAUGAUUUGUGUUAUGAUGUACAGUUACCUCUAGGAAAGUACAAUAAUUUGGAAACUUCUUUGGCUGCGACAUUUGGUGCAAUGGAAAGAGUCAAGUUUAUUACUUUGGAGAACUUUCUUGCACACAAGAUAACAAACAUUGCAAAAUACGCAUUGGGGGACAGAAUCAGAUUUAUCCAAAUCGAGAUGGUUGGCCAAAAAUCUAAUUUUCCCAUCACCAAAAGGAAAGUGUAUUCAAACACAGGAGGAAACCAUUUUAACUUUGAUUUCGUAAGAUUGAAGUUAUUAGUUAAUCCUGCUGAAUGUGAGAAAUUGGUCACUAAAGGCCCUGCUCACUCCGAAACUUUGUCUACUGAAGCCGCUGUCUUUAAGAAUUUCUGGGGAAUCAAAUCCUCUUUAAGAAGAUUCAAGGAUGGUUCUAUUACUCAUUGUUGCGUUUGGUCCACAUCUUCAUCAGAACCCAUUGUUUCCUCAAUUAUUGAAUUUGCAUUGCAGAAGCAUAUUUCAAAAAAGGCACAAGUAUCGAACAAAACCACCAAACAGCUUCAUAAUUUCUUACCGCUACCAAACUUACCUUCCAGUGCCAAAACAUCUGUUUUGAACUUAAGCAGCUUUUUCAACUUGAAGAAAUCCUUUGACGAUCUUUACAAAAUAGUUUUCCAAAUGAAAUUACCGCUCUCUGUAAAAUCAAUCUUACCAGUUGGCUCCGCAUUUAGAUACACUUCCUUAUGCCAACCAGUUCCAUUCGCAUACUCAGAUCCUGAUUUCCUUCAAGACGUCAUUUUGGAAUUUGAAACCUCACCUAAAUGGCCCGAUGAAAUCACUUCUUUGGAAAAGGCUAAGACAGCUUUCCUACUAAAGAUUCAAGAAAACUUAAGCAGCAAUUGCCCAACGUAUAAGUCGUUUUUCAGCAGAGAUGAAUCCAUUCCGUAUAAUUUAGAAAUUGUAACUUUGAACAUCUUGACACCAGAAGGCUAUGGAUUCAAAUUCAGGGUUUUAACUGAAAGAGAUGAAAUCCUUUAUUUGAGAGCUAUAGCGAAUGCUAGGAAUGAGCUAAAGCCAGAAUUAGAGAAGACUUUCCUAAAGUUUACAGCAAAAUACCUGGCUUCCGUAAGACAUACACGUAAUUUGGAGAAUAUAUCCCACUCGUAUCAAUUCUACUCUCCUGUAGUAAGAUUAUUCAAAAGAUGGUUAGACACUCAUCUGUUGCUGGGUCAUAUAUCUGAUGAGCUGGCCGAGUUACUUGCCAUCAAACCUUUUGUUGAUCCAGCACCGUAUUUCAUUCCUGGUUCUGUUGAAAAUGGUUUCUUAAAAGUGCUAAAGUUCAUAAGUCAGUGGAACUGGAAAGAUGAUCCAUUGAUUUUAGACCUAGUUAAACCAGAAGAUGAUAUAAAGGAUAUGCUUGAGACUAGUAUUGGUGCUGGCUCAGAUUUGGAUUCCAACACGAUAAAGAAACUUUCCGAAAGGCUAACCUUAUCACAGUAUAAGGGCAUUCAAAUGAACUUCACUAAUUUGAGAAACAGCGAUCCAAACGGUACUCAUCUACAGUUCUUUGUUGCCUCUAAAAACGAUCCAAGUGGUAUUUUAUAUUCAUCUGGUAUCCCACUUGCCAUUGCCACAAGGCUAACAGCACUAGCUAAAGUAGCCGUGAAUCUAUUACAGACACACGGGUUAAAUCAGCAAACCAUCAAUUUAUUAUUCACACCUGGAUUAAAAGACUACGAUUUUGUCAUUGACUUGAGGACACCGGUAGGUUUAAAACCCUCUUGUGGUAUUCUUUCGGCUUCAGAGUUCAAAAAUAUCACUAAUGAUCAAGCUCCAUCUGCAUUUCCGGAGGAUUUGAAUGAAUUAAGUGAAAAAAUGGAUCCAACAUAUCAAUUGGUGAAGUAUUUGAAUUUGAAGUAUAAAAACAGUUUGAUUUUAUCGAGUCGUAAGUAUAUAGGUGUAAAUGGUGGGGAAAAAGGUGAUAGAAACGUUAUCACGGGGUUGAUAAGACCGCUGUUCAAAGAAACCCACAAAUUUAAAGUGAACUUAGAUUGCAACAUUAAACCUGUAGAUGAAGAUAAUGUUGUUUUAAAUAAAGAAGCCAUAUUCCACGAGAUUGCCGCAUUCGGGAACGAUAUGGUGACAAAGUUUGAAAUAGAUUAA
Saccharomyces mikatae IFO 1815 is the source of this 3717-nucleotide messenger RNA. It is a transcript of the gene UTP22, whose product is annotated as rRNA-processing protein UTP22. The record is from RefSeq and is a predicted model, not a curated record. The coding region runs from base 1 to 3717 and encodes 1238 amino acids. Gene Ontology annotation, cellular component: small-subunit processome; CURI complex; UTP-C complex. Lineage: Eukaryota; Fungi; Ascomycota; Saccharomycetes; Saccharomycetales; Saccharomycetaceae. The transcript has a single exon. Gene Ontology annotation, biological process: rRNA processing; tRNA export from nucleus.